This is a messenger RNA of Scylla paramamosain (green mud crab), 8237 nucleotides long. RefSeq names its product protein lap4-like. The record is from RefSeq and is a predicted model, not a curated record. Gene Ontology annotation, cellular component: postsynaptic membrane; basolateral plasma membrane; postsynaptic density. Gene Ontology annotation, molecular function: protein binding. NCBI's taxonomy places the organism in Eukaryota, Metazoa, Arthropoda, Malacostraca, Decapoda, Portunidae. Gene Ontology annotation, biological process: neurotransmitter receptor transport, endosome to postsynaptic membrane; cell-cell adhesion; receptor clustering.
UGUGUGGUGACGUCACUGUUCAGUCAGUGCGAAGGGGUGGGAGGGAGUGGCUGUGUCUUUGUCGGUGUGGCCUGUGGGUGUUCCGCUGUGCUGGUGUAAGGCCAAGUGGAGGAGGCUUUGUUGAUUAUGUGUGGUGCUUAACGCGAUCCCAAAGCCAUGUUUCGGUGUAUCCCCAUCUUCAAGGGGUGUAACAGGCAUGUGGAGUACGUGGACAAGCGACACUGUUCCCUGGGCAGUGUUCCCGACGACAUACUGCGCUACGCCAGGAGUCUGGAGGAGGUGUUGCUGGACGCCAACCACAUCCGUGACCUGCCCAAGAACUUCUUCCGCCUUCACAAGCUGCGGCGACUCGGCCUCAGUGACAAUGAGAUUUCCAAGCUGCCUCCAGACAUCCAGAACUUUGAAAACCUGGUGGAACUGGAUGUGUCAAGGAACGACAUCCCUGACAUUCCGGACAGCAUCAAGAACCUCAAGGCUCUGCAGGUGGCCGACUUUAGCAGCAACCCCAUUCCAAAAUUACCAGGAGGCUUCACGCAGCUGCGGAACCUGACUGUGCUGGGCCUCAAUGAUAUGUCCCUCACCAACCUGCCCUAUGACUUUGGCUGCUUAAUCAAUCUUCAGUCCCUGGAGCUUCGGGAGAACCUACUGAAGGGGCUGCCAGAGUCGGUGUCUCAGCUAAGCAAGUUGGAGCGGCUUGACAUUGGAGACAAUGACAUUGAAGAACUACCUCCACACAUUGGGGACCUGCCAGCCUUGCAGGAGCUGUGGCUGGACCACAACCAGAUAUCCCAUCUUCCCCCUGAGACUGGUCGGCUCAAGAAUCUCCUCUGCCUCGAUGUCAGUGAGAACAGGCUUGAGGACGUGCCAGAGGGCUUGUCCGGCCUCACCAAUCUCACAGACCUUCACCUAUCCCAGAACCUCAUUGAGACCCUACCAGAUGGCAUUGGUGCUCUCACCAAGUUGACAAUUUUCAAGGUGGACCAGAACAGACUCAUGGUUCUCAAUCCCAACAUUGGAAAAUGUGAAAACCUGCAGGAGCUCAUCCUGACAGACAACAUGCUGAAGGAGUUGCCCAACACCAUUGGCAACCUCAAGAAGCUCACAAACCUCAAUGUUGACCGUAACAAGUUGACUGAACUCCCAGCACAAAUAGGAAAACUUGAAAACCUGGGAGUGCUGUCCUUGCGUGAGAACCAGCUCCAGUACCUUCCUCCUGAGACUGGGAACUGCCGAGAACUCCAUGUCCUUGAUGUCUCUGGUAACAGGCUGCAGUACCUGCCUCUGACCAUAACAGUGCUGAACCUCAAGGCAGUGUGGCUUAGCGAGAAUCAAGCUCAACCAAUGCUCAAUUUCCAAACUGAGGUUGACGAAGCUUCAGGCCAAGAAGUGCUCACCUGUUUCCUGUUGCCCCAGCAAGAGUACCAACAUGACAGUCUUGAGUACGCCUGUGGUAUGGGUGGUAGCGAGGGCAGGCUGUACCGCACUGGUGACCUCAGCACCGAUAAUCUGACCGCCAUCGGCUCUGCAGCUAACGAGUGGGCCCACGAGGACGAGGACAGCUGGGACCCCAACGACCCUAACGAAGAGUCCCGGGUCUCGGUGGUCAAGUUCAGCGAUGACAAAGACGCCGAGGAUGGCAAGGAGAGUAACUUUGUGCGCCACAACACUCCACAUCCCCGGGAGCUGAAGGCACGGGCAGAAAAGCUGUUUGGCAAGGGUGGCAAGACAAGUGACGGCCCACUGGUGCCCGCCAGAGACUUAACGGAUAAGGAAGCAGUGCAUCUCCAGCGAGCCUCACCACCCUGCCAGUCCCAGGCAGCCCGGCCAGGAAGUGUCAGCCCAGGUAGAACAGCAGCCAAAGCUUCAGCAGGAGGCACACUCAGAGGCCCAGCCAGGAGGACACGCAGAAAUCUGAUGGAGAAUGAGAAGCGUGUUGGGUUCUCCAUUGAGGGCAUAGAGACCACAGACUCCGAUAACAGUCAGGAAGAGCAGAAACGGCCAGGUCGCCUGCACCGGCAGAACACACCACACCACCUUAAAAACAAACGCAUCACUUCUACCAAGAGUGCAGACCUGGAGAAAGUUGCAUCUAUUAUUGCACAACAACAGCAGGCCUUGCAGCGAGGGGAUGGGAGUGAGACUGAUGGCACCCAGAAUCGUGGCGGGGAGUCAGAUGCAGAUAAUCAUUCCUUAGAAUCUGCUCCAUCUGUGGUGGUGGAUGUGAAGCGGAUGGAGGUGGUUGUUGAGCGAACCACAGGUGGCUUGGGGCUGUCCAUCGCAGGUGGCCGUGGCUCCACCCCAUACAAAGGGGAUGAUGAGGGUAUCUUCAUAUCUAGAGUGACUGAAGGUGGCCCUGCAUACCUAGCUGGUCUACGGGUUGGAGACAAACUGCUGAUGGUGAAUGGGCAUGAUGUGGAGGUGUGUGACCACUACGAGGCCGUCAACAUCAUGCGGGAAGCUGGCUCACAACUCAGGCUCGAGGUGUCGCGGGAGGUGACCAGAAUUGUCCCAGAGAAGAAAUCUUCCAAAACUGAGCCGGUUGCCAACCAUGUGAUAUCGCAAGAGGUAGAAAGUUGUGUCACCACCAGUAACUCGGCAGCCUUAGAGGAGCAGCUUUCAGCACCACCUCCUCCUGUCACAGCCAACCAUGUUGCCAUGACAGUCAAUGGCCAUGAUGGCUCCCCAGCAGUGAAUGGGGAACAUCUGGGUGUUAAUGGAGAUGCCAAUGGGGAAAUGGAGGUGCUCACUGAGACAAUAUACACCACUCUAAUGAGGGACCACAAUGGCCUUGGCUUCAGCAUUGCAGGCGGCCGGGGAGCAGCACAGUUCAAAGAUGGAUCAGAUGCCAUCUAUAUAUCCAGAAUAACAGAGGGUGGAGCAGCAGCCAAGGACGGAAAGCUAAGGGUUGGGGACCGAGUCAUAUCUAUCAAUGGUGUUGACUUGGAUGGGGCUCGGCACGACCAGGCAGUGUCAAUGCUGACUGGCAUAGAGAGGUUUGUGCGUCUGGUAGUGCACCGGGAAACCUUAGUGACACCAGGCCAGGGUAAUACCAGCUCAAGGACUUCACCAAGAGUUUUUGGGGCACCAAGGCCAUACACUGGACUGUACAGUGCUGGAUCUUACAUGGCUAACAGGCCCAGCUACACAGGUUACCGAAGGGCCCAGCCGGGAGGAAGGAUAUCAAGCUCCAACCUGUCAGAGGCCAACUAUAGUGGCCAGACCAGCCCAGCAGCUUCCCCUGCCACCACCACCAGGCAACCUCAGAAGCAGGCUGGCUCACAGGAGCCUUUGGCACCGCCCACCACUACCACAACCACAGAGGAUCCCUUUGCUGCUGGCACCACCCAGGUAGCCUUGCACAGACCCCUCACUAAUGAUGACUUUCAGGCCCUCAUCCCACAGCACUUCCUACAGGGGGGCAGAGCACUGGGUGAGUCAAGUGCCCCCAGCCACCAGGUGACCGUCAACAUGGCAGGGGACCAUGGCCCCAUGAGUAUGGCCCUCCCUCCUCCACCUACCAAGUUAGGGAAGGUCACAGAGACCGUCACCAAAUCCACCCUCACCGAGACAGUAGUUACGCGGAUCACUGACAACCAGCUGGCCCCAGUGCCACUGGUGGUGGAGGAAGUGACAUUAUACAAGGAUGGGGGACCAUUAGGACUAAGUAUUAUUGGUGGAUCAGACCACUUUUGUGUUCCAUUUGGCACCUCCCCAGAUGAUCCAGGAAUAUACAUAUCAAAGAUCACAGCAGGCGGGGCGGCUCACAAGACUGGGAAGCUGAGGAUGGGUGACCGCAUUCUCAUGGUGAAUGGUGUGGACAUGAGUGGUGCCACUCACCAGGAUGCAGUGAUGGCCCUACUCAACCCACCCAAUGAGAUCACCCUCACUGUCCGCCACGACCCUCAGCCUAAGGGACUCAAGGAGGUGGUCAUCAAGAAGCAGGUUGGAGAACGGCUUGGCAUGAACAUCAAGGGUGGUGUACAGGGCUCCCCAGGCAAUCCACUUGACAAGUCAGAUGAAGGUGUCUUUAUCUCCAAAAUAAACUCCAAUGGGGCAGUUCACCGGGAUGGAAGAUUAAAGGUUGGGUUACGGCUGCUGGAAGUCAAUGACUCGUCCUUGUUGGGCAUCACUCACGAGGAAGCGGUGGCUGUGAUGCGCUCAGCAGGCUCCACAAUCCGGCUGGUGGUGUGUGAUGGUUAUGACUACAGUCUGGUGCAGCAGAUGAAGAGUGAAGGUCGUCUGGGUCAGGAUUCUCGUAGCACCAGUCACAGUGUUACUUCCCUGGACAAGGAGAGCCGAGAGGCUCCUAAUGCACCACAACAGGAGUCUGUCUCCAGCCUGCAUGAAGAGGCCUCCACCAAGACAACUCCCCCACCCAUCCUCCUGACUCCUUCCCGUAGUCCAUCUCCCUCCUCCUGUCCACCUGAAUCCACUACCACUGCAAGGAGUGACUUGCCAGAGACUGACGAGGAUGAGGGGCGUGACACUUCUCUGCUCUCACACCUCUCCACUGCCUUACCUCAUGUCCAACAGGACAAAUCAGCACCUGAAAUUGUGAUGGAUGUGGUGAGGGUAGCAGAGCAGCUCACCACACGACCCUCCUCCCAGAACUCCAUGGGCUCCUCCUCUCCACUGGACCGCAAGGCUGUAGCUGAGACCAAGAUGACCACAGUGGUCUUAGGCAAACACACCUUGGCCCCACAAACUAGUACACCCAUCGCCUCGGGCCGAUACAGUGCUGGUGGUGGUCAGCUGAGUAACAGUGCCUCCCCUGUACCCCCUUCCUCCUCCCCCCUUCCUGUUAGCCUCCCUAAUGUCCUCACAUGUGGAGGUGUGAUGGAGGACUUGAUUGACUCUGAGAUAGCAGUGGGGCACAAGCCUGCAGAUGUAGAGGUCAGGGGGGUCAAGACUGAGGAGAGCCCCACCCAGAGCCCCGGCAAAAUGACACUUAAGGAUCGCAUGAAGUUCUUUGAGGAUGAGAUGAAGAGGGACAAGGCUGGACCACCUAAGGAAAACAAGAAGUUCUCUUUCCUGAGCCAGGAUGAAGUUUCCAAGAUGAAAGAGGAUGAAGACCGCCGGGUGGCCAACAUGACAGUGGAGCAGCUUGCAGACCUCUCCCGCCUGGAAGAUGUGGAGGAGAUGGCAGAUGACCUAGCACUGCAGCUGGGAGUGGAUAGUGACCGUCACCACUACAAGUACAAUGACCGGGACAUUUUGGAGGGGCUCAGGGAGACCUCAGAGACAGAUUCUUCAUACAGAUCCAGCAGUGAAGUGAGUGGUGUGCGAACAGCAAAGGCUGAGAGAAGAGUGAAAGGUACAGAGGGAGAGGAGGAGCAUCUCUCCCCAGCUGAGAAGAGGCGACUGGAGGCAGAAAAGAGGGCAGCUUGGAGGCAAGCCAGACUCAGGAGUCUUGAGAAUGAUGCAGUACAAGCUCAGUAUGUUAUAGAGAAAUGCAGCGAGCUCUCAGAGUCAGCAAAUGAUAACACUAGUAAUGACAACUCAGUUAUUAGCCACAACAACCUGGACCAAGAGAAUAACUUGCCCAGCUUGAACCACAAGUGGUCCAAACUGGUUGUGAUCACCAAGCCCACCGAGAAGAUUGUGGCUGAGCGAGACCGAGUCCUGUCUGAGAAAGUGAUGCGCAAGACGGUGCCAAUCUUGGACCCCAACACAGGGGAUGUGAACGUUGAGACUACGGAGACUAUUGAAAGGAUCAUUGAGCGUGAGGUGGAGACAUGUCGAGAGACCUUAAUGACCCUUUCUCUGACUGAUGCUGAAAAUGCCAACACAGAUCCAACAGAAACCAUAGAUCCCACCACUGACAGCAAGACACAAGACCAUAUGUCUGACGCCUGUGACAACCAGCCAGCAAAAAGCACCAUUGAAGGAGAGGAGAACCGAGGGAAUAUCCGGACCAGGGAUUCUGUGAACUAUGAUGGAGACUCCACAGCAAGCUCACCUGAAGACCCUGAGGAGUCUGUCACAGGGGACUUUGCUGCAAUGUCAACAGAUGAUUCCGACCACGACCUGCACAUUCCUUUACCUCAUACCAGCUCAUUGGACCAACAUGUCAAGAAGUGAUUGAGUUGAAAAGUCCUUUCAUUCAGUCCUUUUUUUUUUUUUUUUUUUUUUUUUAAGAUUAACCAUAAACUUUAGUAUAGUUUAAGUUAUAAAGCAUAUUGUUAUGUGCUCAUGUGGUGUAUGUGUAUGUGAGAGAGAGAGAGAGAGAGAGAGAGAGAGAGAGAGAGAGAGAGAGAGAGAGAGAGAGAGAGAGAGAGAGAGAAUUUUUUUUUUUCUACUUUCUUUUUUGUUUGAUGAAGACUAACACCACCAGCGCAUCAUAAGGGAAAAUUGAACAGCACUAAAGGUCAAAUAAAACAUAUCAAGGUUUGAAUAAGACUGAGCCUUGUGAGCAGCAAUCCUCACAUCAGCUCUGGAAAAGCUGAACUUUGGACUAUAAAUGACCUUACCAUUCUAGCUGUCAGUGCUGUUAGAGAAAUCAAUAUUGUGAUCUAAAAAAUUAUUAGCUUUAAAUAUGAUGGUAUCAGGCAUUUAUGAUUUGUUACUGAAUGUUCAUUUGUGUAAAUGCCUUAAAUCAAUUACCUCGUGGAUCUGCUCUGAACAGCCGUGUGCUUCAGCAUGUCUUCAGGUUUACUGUUGAUGCAUGGUAAUGAUUGAAGAGGCAUGAUUGUUAAGAUUAUCUAUUUUUGAAUGAAACUAAAAGUUUGCAAAGCUUUAGCUGGUAGUUCUAAAGCAUUGUCAAGCCUCGUUUUAGUGUUAUAUGAUGUACAUGUGAAGCUACAUACAUUGUUGUGGAUAUAGACAUCCAUAGUUUUUAUUUUGUCCAAGUUGGUACAUACUUUUCUUGAUGUAAAUAUUUAAAGACAGUUAAGCUAGGUGUACAACUUGGUAAAUAUCUUUUGUAAGGAUUUUAUAUUGAGGAAUAACUUCUCAGAUUCCAUAGUUGCAAGUUGUAGUAUGUGGGAUAUUGUCAAAUUUUAAUCAGUAAUUUAAUUGAUUAUUGCUUUUUAAAUUUUUUAGUAAAGAUUUAUAUUUACUUUUUUCAUUGAUUACAGUAGGUUUUCUGUCAGGUGGGAGUAAUACCAAUGCUUUAAGUUAUUUACUGUAUGAUAUAGUAUGAAAGACAGUGAGAGCUCUAUCAUCCCAUCUCCCAGCUUAUGAAUGAACACAUUUAGCUAUCAAACUUUCAUGAAAAGACAUAAAGUUUGGUUAAAACCUUGCUACCAAAAUCUGAGAAGGUCCUGUUUAAGCCAUGUGCCAUGGCUGGUGUGUGGUGGUGGUGGUGAUGCACUACACAUGCACUAUUGUUUUGGUUGUGAGAGCUCAUCCUACAUUUAGGUGUUGUACCAGACCCAACACAUUUUUGUUUGGCCACUUGGACAGCCAAUCAACUGACUAACAGAAACAUCUUAUGAUGGCAGCACAGUGUAAUGAGCAUCAAGGACAAAGUUGAUAUUAUAAGAAUACUUGAAGGUGUAUUGCAGACCAACACGAUGCAAGGAUGUGAUCGUGGAAAGAUAACUGUUUGAAACAUUUUGAAAGUGAAGGAUGUUCUGUUGAAGUUUUGUGCGGCAACAGAAACCAACAUGUCUCAUCAAGGAAGAAUGUGAGCCGUUUGAGAGCGGCAUAAACUGCAGUGCAGCAAUAGAAAGCCAGUGGCUGGGUUAUCAUCACUGACUUACCAAAUGAUGUAGCAACAGUUUUAAAAGUUAGCAGACAAUUAAUGUGUAAUAUUUUGUAAUGAGUAUAAUUUUUUACUUGUAUUUUACCAAUUUUAGAUUUUUAGGGGUUAAUUUUCCAUGUAAAGAUUUUUUUCAGUCUAACAUACUUUCUUGGUUUCCCUGAGAUGAGAUAAUGGAACUUCUAUUAUAUUUUAUUAAUUUUUGUCACUUACCACUUUAUAAGAAAUUGGAGUGAAUAAUUAUUUGACCGUAAUACUGACUUGCUACCAAAUCCCUUACUGAGUAUAGAGAGCUGGCUCCUUGUCACUAUUAUGAUCCAUUCCAUGUCAGUCACUUGACAUGUGCUAUGUGGCUGAUGGUACUGGCAAUUAUUACUAUUAUGUGUUCCUUGUUUUGUUGCUUGGCCCACACUACCUGCUCUAUGUUAAAGGGCUAGCGACUGAACAAGUGUCCCACCUGUGCAGCUUCCAAAGCACUGUGAGUCCUGUUAACACAUGACCAUAUCCAUUUUUGUAAAUAAAGUGUUAUAUAAAA